CUUUGUUGAUUGGUAUGAACAGAUACAUGGCGCUUUUCUCAGAGGCUCAUGGGCACUUUUCAAAAAGGAUAUUUCUUAAAGAAUACUCUUUUAUUAGUGCCAUUAUAUUCUUUUAAACCCUGUGGGACUAUGAAUAUAGUUCUCAUUGCUCCAAGUACGUCUGCUCUGGAGAUGACUCCCAGAUUUCUGUUUCUGGUCCUGGCCUCUAGCUACCUGUAGGAUCUCAGUGUUUGGAUCUAAAUUCAUCAUUUCAAGUUCAGUGUAGCCCAGUCUGAACGAGAUACUGUAUGUGAAAGUGCUUGGCCAGCUGGAAAGUACUACAUAAAUGCAGUUGUCAUUUUUGAUGAAAAUUUAACCACUCGUCCUGGUGGACCUCAGGUGUGUCAGCAUCUUCGGAGGUGAUCUUUGACUGUGGUUCUUUGUCCUCUGUAGCCAGUGUCCUGCUCGACCUCGCCUGGCCUUUCGUAGGUGAACUGCUUCUCUGUUCUGCCUGUAGAUGAUUUCAGCUGGGUCUUUGCUGGUUUACCUACACCCUUGUUUUUCUUCCCCGCCUGUUGUUCCAUUUGCUGCUGUCAGUCUGAUGUUCCUAAGGGACUGGUUCCCUGUCGCCUUUUUGGUGGGGAGCCUCCAUGAAUGCUCCUUCCCUCUUGUGUGACAUCUGAGCUCCUCCUGUGUGACAUCGACUCCUCUUGUAGGUGGCCCCACCCUGCCCCUCCAUGUACUGGACGUCUGUUCUUACUCAUGGUUCCCUGAGCAUGCUCUGCACCACUGCCCUUCCUCGUAAUCCUUCCUCUGCCCAGAACACCUGUUUUCCUUCUUGUUACUUGUUCCCUUUCUCUCUAACCUUCAAGACUGAGCUGAGAUUAUGUCUUUGGUAAUGCCAUUUCCAUUUCUCACAAAUGUCACCUUUUGUGAAGUUGCUUAUUGGGCAUUAUUCUUAGGGACCUACUGGUUUUCUAGUUGUUUUUCCUGGAAGUCUUGUUUCCCACCUAAAAUGUGAUCUUUUUGAGGGUGAAGAACACAUUGAGCUUUCCCUACAGUGCAACAUAUGCUGUGUGGAUAGUAGUUGCUCAUUAAAUGCUCAGUCAUUAAAUACUCUUACUGUAAAAUCUAGUUUUUGGUUUGUGAUAAUAUAUUUUGGGAGUAUUAUAUCGUGGAUCGUAUUUGAAAAAAACAGUUUUAUUGAGGUAUAACUGACAUACAAUGAAUAUUACAUUUUAAUGUGUAGAAUUUGAUAGAUUUUGACUUAUGUGUUUGUACAGGAAACCAUCGCCGCAGUCAAGAUAAUGAGCAUAUCCAUCACCCCAGGAAGUUUCCUUAUUUACCUUUGUAAUCCUUUCCUUUUGGCCCUCUUUGAACCCUUCCUCCCCCUGUCCCCAUGCAACCCGUGAUCUACUUUCUGUCACUAUCAAUUUGUUUACAUUUUAUAGUUUUAUAAAAUGAUAGCGUAUGAGUUUUUCUUUUAUUUGGCUGCUUUUACUCAAGAUAAUCAUUUUGGGGUAAUUCUUUGUUGCUGUGUAUCAGUAGUUCAUUCUUUUUUAUUGUUGACUGUAUGCCAUGAUUUGCUUAUCUAUAAUGUUGAUGGACGUUUGGGGUGUUUUCAUUCAUUGCCUACUACAGAUAAAGCCAUUAUGAACAUUUGUGUACAACAAAUCUUUGCAUGGACACAUAGUUUCUUUUCUCUUGGGUAAAUACCUAGGAGUAAAAUGAUUGAAUCAUAUCAUAGGUGUAGGUUUUGUUAUUAAAGAAACUGUCAAACUGUCAAGCUGGUUGUAUAAUCUCAUGUUCCCACCAGCAGUUUAUGAGAGUUCCAAUUGCUCCACAUUCUUGCCAACACUUGUUGUCGUCUUUGUGAUUAUAGCCCUCCUAAGUGGUGUGAAGUGCUGUGUUAUUGUGGUUUUUGAUUUGCGUUUCCUAAUGACUAGUGUGCUUAUUUGCCAUUUAUCCAGGCAUUCUUUGGUUCACUGUUUAGAUCUUUCACCCAUGUUUUAAUUAGGUUGUGUUGUUUUUCUUGACUACUCAGAGUUCUUUAGAUAUUCUGGAUUCGAGUUCUUUAUCGGAUACUUGAUUUGCAGAUGUUUUCAAUCACGCUGUGGCUUCUUUUUUAAUUCUCUUAACAGUCUCUUUUGAAGAGCAGAAAUUAAAAUUUGAUAAAAGUCCAGUUUAUCAAUUUGUUGUUUGUGGACCUUGCUUUUGGUGUUGUACCUAAGAAAUCUGCCUAACCCAAGGUUGAAAAGAUUUUCUCCUAUGUUUUCUUCUAGACGUCUUAUGGUUUUAGGCUUUAUAUUAAGUCUAUGAUUCAGUUCGAGUUAAUUUUUAUAUAUGGUGCAAGACAUGAAUAAGUUUAUUUCGUUUGCUUAUGGAGAUCAAAUUGUUCCGGCAACAUUUAUGAAAAAACUAUCCUUUCUCCUCUGAAUUGGCUGUGUACCUUUGUAAAAGAUAGGUUAUCCAUUUAUGUGUGGAUCCAUUUUUGGACUUUCUGUUCUGUUCCAUUCAUCUGUUUGUUGUCUUUAUGACAAUAGCUGGCUCUUUGCUGGUUACUGUGGCUUUAUAAUAAUUUUUGAAAUCAGUAUUUCGAAAUGGUUUUGGCUACUCUAGAUCCUUUGUAUUUCCAUAUGAAUUUCAGAAUCAUUUUGUCAAUUUCUAUGAAAAAGCCUGCUCGAGUAUUGAUUAGGAAUUAUUGAAUCUAUAGAUCAAUUUGGAGAGAAUUUGACAUCUCAACAAUAUUGAAACUUCCAAACCAUAAACCAGUGAAUGAGAGCUACAAACCUGAAUUUAUAGAGCUGAAGAAGUGGCUGAAAGAGAGGAAGUUUGAAGACAUGAACUUAACACCUGCCCGUUUUCCAGGUACUGGAAGAGGGCUGAUGAGCAAAAUAUCCCUGCAGGAGGGACAGAUGAUUAUUUCAUUGCCUGAGAGUUGCCUGCUCACCACGGACACAGUGAUCAGAAGCUACUUAGGGGCGUACAUUGCUAAGUGGCAGCCUCCUCUGUCUCCUCUUCUGGCUCUCUGCACCUUUUUGGUUGCAGAAAAGCAUGCUGGGGACCGGUCUGUCUGGAAGCCUUACCUGGAGGUUUUACCGAAGGCCUACACCUGCCCUGUUUGUUUGGAGCCGGAAGUGGUGGAUCUUCUUCCCAAACCAUUGAAAGCAAAGGCCAGAGAACAGAGAACCCGCUUGCAGGCGUUCUUUACUUCCUCCAGAGACUUUUUCUCUUCCCUGCGGCCUCUAUUUUCCGAGGCUGUUGAGAGCAUCUUUAGCUACAGUGCCUUCCUGUGGGCUUGGUGCACCGUCAACACCAGAGCUGUGUACAUGAAGCCCAGGCGGAGGCGAUGCUUUUCCGCAGAGCCAGACACCUACGCGCUCGCUCCAUACCUGGAUCUGCUCAAUCACAGCCCAGACGUCCAGGUGCAAGCAGGAUUUAAUGAGGAAACUCGCUGUUAUGAAAUUAGAACAGUUUCAAGUUGUAGAAAACAUGAAGAGGUAUUCAUCUGCUAUGGCCCUCAUGAUAACCAACGGCUACUCCUGGAAUAUGGAUUUGUUUCCAUCCACAACCCUCAUGCUUGUGUUUAUGUCUCAAAAGAUAUACUUGUUAAAUAUCUUCCAUCAACAGAUAAACAGAUGAAGAAAAAGAUUUCCAUUUUAAAGGAUCAUGACUUUAUAGAAAAUUUGACAUUUGGAUGGGACGGGCCAUCCUGGAGGUUACUCACAGCUCUCAAGUUGUUAUGUCUGGAAGCUGAAGAGUUUACGUGCUGGAAAAAAGUACUUCUUGGGGAAAUAAUUUCAGAUACAAAUGAGAAGACAAGUUUGGACAUAGCCCAGAAGAUAUGCUGUUAUUUCAUAGAAGAGACUAAUGCUAUGCUUCAGAAGGUUUCUCGUAUGAAAGCUGAAGAAAUCGCUUUGAUAAACCAGCUUACUUUAGUGGAAACAUUGUGGACAGAAGAACUAAAGAUUCUCCAGGCAUCUGCUGGGAUCCUCAACAAUUUGCAAACAGCUUUUACAUAACUUCACCCAAGAGUGUUUGAUCACCUCCUGUGGUGGGUGUGGCUUCUUAAAUGUUUUUAAACUUCCUUAAACAUUUUUAAACUAAGGUUCUUUUAUAUAGAAUCAUUUACAGUCAAUGAACAGCUUCUAUUAAACAAUUGUGUACUUAA
Molecule: messenger RNA, 4150 nt
Organism: Equus caballus (horse)
Lineage: Eukaryota; Metazoa; Chordata; Mammalia; Perissodactyla; Equidae
Source: RefSeq, a predicted model, not a curated record